Molecule: messenger RNA, 3214 nt
Organism: Astrephomene gubernaculifera
Lineage: Eukaryota; Viridiplantae; Chlorophyta; Chlorophyceae; Chlamydomonadales; Astrephomenaceae
Source: the annotation of a GenBank genome assembly
UCCCCCCUCGCGCCUCCCGGCCCGCAGAUCAGCGACCUGGCCACCCGCCUGGGUCUGGAGCUGCCGGUGGUGGCGCGCAUCGUGUCGGACCGCCGCCGCCGCAUGAGCCGCGUGGUGGACCGGGACGGGGAGGGGGCGGCGGCGGGGGAGGCGGGGGAGGGCGGAGAGGGAGGCGAGGGAGCGGGCGGUGGCGAGGGCGGGCCGCUGCGGCUGCCGCGGCUGUGUCUGGGGGUGCAUGGCAUCACGCUGCAGGGGCAGGCGGGGCGCGGGGCGGGCGGGCCGGAGGAGAUGCUGCCGGCGGGAGACAGGUGAGGACUGAGAGGGCUGUGUAGGGAGGGAACUGGCUGUCACUACCCAUCACCACAAACCCCCCUCCCAUUCCCAAUUUGUCCUCGUCCCACCCUCCUCCUCUCUCUCCUUCAUCUUCCCUCUCCUCCUCCCACCCCGCUCCUCCCCUCCUCUCCUCUCCUCCCCUGCUGCAGGCGGCGCCUCAUGAAGACGCGCACCACCAGUCGCCGCUGGAGCCCCGCCACACGGGAGCGCCUCGCAGCGGAGCGGGCGGCGGAGGCGGAGGCCAAGGCGGCGCGCAAGGCGGCCCGGGCGGCCAAGCGGGCGGAGAAGGAGGCGGCCAAGGCGCAGCGCAGGGCGGCCAAGGCGGCGGGGACGUACGUGCGGCGGAGGCGGAAGCGCGCGGAGAUUGCAGCUGCACGGGCGGCGGAGGCAGAGGCGCGGGCAGCGGAGGAGGCAGCGGAACAAGCGGAGCGGGAGGAGGGGGAGGGAGAGCCGGAGCGGAAGAAGAGGAGGAGGGAGGAGGGCGGGGAGGUGCGGCGACGACGGCGGCAGUCUCAACGGGCGCAUGCAGCCGCCGCAGCUGCCGCCGCCCAAGCAACCGCCGGCAGCCCCUCCUCCCCCAGCGCCCGGCAGCAGCAGCUCCUCCUCAAGCCCUUCUCACCGCGCAGCAGUGCCGGCGGCAGCGAGGCUGCAGCUGCCCGCGGCACGCCCGACCAACCGCCGCCUAGCGCCGACAGCGGCGGCGACAGCGGCGAUGAGGAGGAGGAACACGUCGAUGGCGAGGAAGGCGCCGAGGGUGGUGCCGAGGGCCGUCUGGCGACGUCAGGGGGGCAGCACGUGCGCAUGCCGCACAUGGCCGCUCCCACCCGCAUGACUCGGGUGCUGUGGACCGCCUCCGAGGACCGUGCCGUACUCACGCAGUACAUCAAGCUGGCGGCGGAGGCGGGACCGCAUGUACGACUGGCGUGGAAGACGCGCGCCUCCGUCCUGCCGUACUCUGUUGUGGUUUGCUCGCGGCAUGUACGCUACCUCAAACGGCACUACCCGAGCUACACGGGCAGGUUGGACGAGCUGCUGAAGCGCGCGUACGAGAAGAAGGUUGCGAUUGGGCAGCUGCGGGAGCGCGGGAAUGUUCGGGCGGCGGCGUAUCAGGACAGGCUGCGGCGCCGACGUCUGGGGCUAGCGGAGGAUGUGGUGGCGGAGGGAGAUGGAGAGCAGGAGGGGGGUGAGGGUCGUAGGCCGCGGCGGGAUGCGUUGGAUAUCACCCGGGAAAUCGUGAUGACCGAAGCUGCGGCUGCGGCGGCAGCUGCGGUGGCGGCCCGUGGAACAGUCGAGGAGGCGUUGCCAGCGAUAAGUGGCGGCAACGCCGCCGCCACCACCGCCGUGGCGAUCUCAGACGAAACAGCUGCCACCACCACCACCGACACGGUGACACCCGACGGCAGCCCAGCGGCUACCAACGCCACUCAGGCCCCUGCUGCUGACACCACCACCACCGCCACCGACACCGUCGCCGCAGCCACCGAAGAGGAAGAGGCUGUUGCCGUACCGCGACCUCCCGCGGAGGAGGCCGUCCCCGAGGAGGAAGCAUCCGCAGCAGCAACCCCGGCGGCGGCGGCGGUGGCCUUCGUAGAGGACCCGGCGGAGGCGGCGGAGCAGCAGCGGUUAGCGGCAGAGGACGAGGCGACGGUUGCGGCAUGGGAGGCCGAGCGACAGGCUCUCAUCAACGAGGCCAAUGCGCUGAUUGAGGACUUUGUACUGGUCAUCCCCCGUCGCGCCUCCCAGCUGCUGCGAGACCAGCUGCAGCAGCAGGGCGGGCUGGAGCUGGGGGAGCGACUGGCGCCGGGGGCCAGUGAGGCGGCGGCGCGACGGCGCGCGGCGGCAGCAGCAGCCGCGCGACGAAGCCUGGGCGGCGUGUUGCAAGCAUCAGGGACAGGGGCUGUUGACGCGGCGGGCGGCAGUGACGCGGUGCGCAGCCUGGGCCGCAGUGCUACCGGUGGGGGCGGCGGGGGCUUCGCCGCCGCCGCCGCCUCCCUGGUUGCGGCCGCUCGGUCCGCCCAGGCCGCUCCGCCGCUGCCGCGUCCCUCGGUGCCCGUGACCGCCGCCAUGUGCAUGCUGGUGUCGCUGCUGUACCAGCUGCGGGCGGCGGGGGGCGUGCAGGGCGCCAUGUCGGAGGUGGUGGUGGAGGCGCUGGGGGAGUUUGGCCGGCGCUUCUCGGCGGAGGUCAAGGCGGCGGCGCUCAAGCAGCUGCAGCUGCGCGGCUGGAUGGCUCCGGCGGGGCCGCGCCGGCAGCUGGACCUGGCGCCCUCCUUCCUGUCCCGCCUGCAUGGCACGGAGCUGCCGCCGGGGCUGCUGGCAAGGUGCGGUACGGCAGCGACGAGGCUGGACGCGCUGUUGGGGAAGGCGGCGCGGGCCGCCGCCGCCGCCGCCAGGCGGCAGCGACGUGAGCAGCGGCAGCUGGUGCAAGGUAGCGACGUCAGCGAUGAUGAGGAGGAGAUGGGGGAGGCGGAGGCGGGGGCUGAGGAUGGCAAUGCCGCAGCAGGUGCUGCAGCUGCGGCAGGCAGUGGCGGGGCGGCCGGGUCCGCGCCCACAACCGCGCCGAAUGCGUCCUCCGCAUCAGCAGCUGCGGCUGCUGCCUCCGUCGCGCCCUUUGCGACUGCGGACCCCGAGGGUGCUGGCGCCCAGGCCGUGUCCCGCACAUGCAGUGUGGACCCUUCGGGCCGGUGUGCGGUGCUGGUGGACCCCGCCGGGGUGCUGCCCAGCGAGCUGGUGGCGGUGCUGCUGGCGCGGCAGGCGCGGGGGCGGCUGGCGCUGCUGCCGGGCGGUGUGGACAUGCAGCCCGAGUGGGCGGGGCAGGCAGCCACGGCGGGCUUGUUGAUCACCUCGGUUCAGCUGGUGAUUGAGCCGGUGGGCGAGGGGGAAG